CGGGGAGCGGGGCUGCGCGAGCGUCACUGACGGAGCGGAGCGCUCGCCAUGGCACAGUUCGUGUUCGAGACGGACCUGCACGGGCUGCUGAAGCUGGACACGCCGAUCCCCAACGCGCCGCCCGCGCGGUGGCAGCGCAAAGCCAAGGAGAGCGGCGACCCCGGGCCCAGCCCCGCCGCCAUCGUGUCGCCCAUGAAGCCGAUCAACCGCUCCCACAGCUCCAGCAAGACGCCGUCCAGGACACCCGGUAAAUCUGGAUCCAAAAUCCAGAACACACCAACAAAGGCUGGGGGUGAUCGCUACAUUCCCAAUCGCAGCACUAUGCAGAUGGACAUGGCAAAUUUCCUCCUAACCAAAGAGAAUGACCCUGCUGAGGAAUCACCUACCAAGAAGGAGCAACAGAAAGCCUGGGCAGUGAAUCUGAAUGGCUUUGAUAUAGAAGAGGCAAAGAUCCUCCGCCUCAGUGGAAAGCCACAGAAUGCUCCAGAAGGCUAUCAGAACAACCUGAAAGUGCUCUACAGUCAGAAAAUGACACCUGGAUCCAGCAGGAAGAACGGCAGAUACAUUUCCUCAAUGCCAGACCGGAUCCUAGAUGCACCAGAGAUCCGCAAUGACUAUUAUCUGAAUCUCAUUGACUGGAGCUCUCAGAACUUCCUAGCAGUGGCUCUGGACAACUCUGUCUAUCUGUGGAAUCACACCACUGGUGAGAUUAUCCAGCUGUUGCAGAUGGAGCAUCCAGAUGAUUACAUUUCUUCUGUGUCAUGGAUUAAAGAAGGAAACUACCUUGCUGUUGGCACAAGUAAUGCUGAGGUCCAGCUAUGGGACAUACAGCAGCAGAAACGUCUCCGAAACAUGACCAGCCAUUCUUCCCGUGUGGGGUCCCUCAGCUGGAACAGCUACAUCCUCUCCAGCGGGGCACGGACUGGCCACAUCCACCACCACGAUGUCAGAGUGGCUGAGCACCAUGUGGCCACACUUGCUGGCCACACGCAGGAGGUGUGUGGGCUCAAGUGGUCUCUAGAUGGUCGCUACCUGGCUAGUGGUGGCAAUGACAACCUGGUGAACAUCUGGCCAUGCACCCAGGGGGACAGCGGAGACUUUGCUCCUGUACAGACCUUCACUCAGCACCAGGGUGCUGUCAAGGCUGUGGCAUGGUGCCCGUGGCAGUCCAAUGUUCUGGCCACCGGAGGUGGGACUAGUGACAGACAUAUCCGCAUCUGGAAUGUGUGUUCUGGCACCUGCCUCAGUGCUGUUGAUGCCCACUCCCAGGUCUGUUCUAUCCUGUGGUCAACAAACUACAAGGAGUUCAUUUCAGGCCAUGGCUUUGCACAGAAUCAGCUGGUUAUAUGGAAGUAUCCAACAAUGGCCAAGGUCACUGAGCUGCGAGGUCACACCGCCAGAGUCUUGAACCUGACCAUGAGCCCUGAUGGUGCAACAGUGGCCUCAGCAGCUGCUGAUGAAACACUGCGGCUCUGGCGCUGUUUUGAGAUGGAUCCCAUAAAGAAGAAAGAGAAAGAAAAGGCAAACAGUGCCAAAAGCAGCAUCAUUCACCAGGGCAUCCGCUGAGUGCACAGGGCUGCUGUGGGGAGAGGGGAAGCAUGUUGUACAGUAUUUUAAAAGUUAAUAAACUGCUCUAGUUUGCCUUUGUUUU
Messenger RNA from Strigops habroptila (Kakapo), 1651 nucleotides. RefSeq names its product cell division cycle 20 (gene CDC20). Gene Ontology annotation, biological process: positive regulation of anaphase-promoting complex-dependent catabolic process; anaphase-promoting complex-dependent catabolic process; positive regulation of ubiquitin protein ligase activity. Bases 49 to 1566 code for a protein of 505 amino acids. NCBI's taxonomy places the organism in Eukaryota, Metazoa, Chordata, Aves, Psittaciformes, Psittacidae. Gene Ontology annotation, cellular component: anaphase-promoting complex. The record is from RefSeq and is a predicted model, not a curated record. The transcript is spliced from 11 exons. Gene Ontology annotation, molecular function: ubiquitin ligase activator activity; protein binding; anaphase-promoting complex binding.